AUGAGUAUUUACGAUACGGAUAUAAUUCAAGCUUUCAAAAUAAAAGCGCCAAAGAUAGCACGCGAAAAUAUUAUAAAUAUCCAAGAAGAAAUUUUCUUUUCUCUCUCAACUUUAUCAUUUUUUCCGUCGGAGCAAGUCACGGAUGAUGAUAAAUAUUACGAAGGCAUCGUCGUCCAAGUGAAGAGCCAAGGACGACUCUUUCGAAAAUUAUUAAACGAAAGCCAUUUAAAUAGUAAAAGAUCAGCAAAUCUAGCGAGUGAUGUGAUCGAUUAUAUUCGUAAAAUAGAUCUGACAAAAAUACAAGAGGAUAUUGAAAAAAAACGAAUUUUAUAUAAAUUGAAAAAUUCUUGCUCCCGAAUUGUCGAGGAGUGCAAACAGUUAAGCAACGGAUAUGAAGAGAUCAACUUAAAGCUUGCCGAGGCAUACGAUGAAUUAGAUAAUGCCAGAAAAAAAAGAAUUGAAUCUGUCACCAAACCUCGUCGUUCUUCUGUAUUCUCCAAACUUUGGAUAAUAGCAAAGAUAAUUGACCGAUUAGUACCGGCCAUUCAGUUGGCUUUCAUUUUUAUCAUGCAGAAUAUUUCAAUUACUAUCUCGCAAAACGCAACCUAUAACUGA
Molecule: messenger RNA, 615 nt
Organism: Ambispora leptoticha
Lineage: Eukaryota; Fungi; Glomeromycota; Glomeromycetes; Archaeosporales; Ambisporaceae
Source: the annotation of a GenBank genome assembly